Molecule: messenger RNA, 330 nt
Organism: Arabis nemorensis
Lineage: Eukaryota; Viridiplantae; Streptophyta; Magnoliopsida; Brassicales; Brassicaceae
Source: the annotation of a GenBank genome assembly
AUGGGAAACGAAGCAACUCUAAGAUCAUCAAUGGUAGGUCUUGCAGUGGUAAUGGUGGUGGUAUGGUUAUGGACACAAUCUUUAAAAAAGACGGUGGUUACUUACGCCGUUGGUGUUACUCUAAUCGGUGGCAUACUUUUGCCGGAUUGGGACUUCUUUGAUCGGAGUUUCUCGAGGUGGAGCUACCCGGUCACAGCCGAGGAAAGAGCCGCCGCUCUCUCCCGCAAAUCCCAUCCUUCAAGGUUUAGAUUGUACCCUAUGAGGAUGGUUGUAUACGGAAUGGUGUAUGGAUAUGCAGUGUAUAGGUGGUGGAUGUUCGUAGCAAAUUGA